AUGAGCCGGGUGAGGGAGAUGAAGAUUCUCUUCCUGAAUACUGAGUACCUGAUGCCCUUCCUCCUCAAUCAGAGUGGUUCCCUUCUCUACUAUUUCCCAUUGGCAUCAACAGAUCUGACUUUAGCUGUGCCUAUCUGUAACUCUCUGGCCAUCGUCUUCACACUGAUUGUUGGGAAAGUCCUUGGAGAAGAUAUUGGUGGAAAAGAAGCCGUGGCUGGCAUGGUGCUCACCGUCACAGGGAGCACAAGCUCGGUGAUCAAGACCCAGGGCCAACCCCGAACCUUCAGCUCCGCUGAGCUCAGCCGACGCUAGGCACUGAGGUUGC
Messenger RNA from Rattus norvegicus (Norway rat), 325 nucleotides. The record is from RefSeq and is a predicted model, not a curated record. Lineage: Eukaryota; Metazoa; Chordata; Mammalia; Rodentia; Muridae.